Trachemys scripta elegans is the source of this 10869-nucleotide messenger RNA. It is a transcript of the gene RBM33, whose product is annotated as RNA binding motif protein 33. Gene Ontology annotation, molecular function: RNA binding. Lineage: Eukaryota; Metazoa; Chordata; Testudines; Emydidae. The coding region runs from base 231 to 3905 and encodes 1224 amino acids. The transcript is spliced from 20 exons. The record is from RefSeq and is a predicted model, not a curated record.
CUGCGGCAGCGAACCCCAGCCGUCAGUGGCGGCCGCCAUGUUGUGUUAGUUUGUUGUUCUCUUGCGGCUGGUGGUGCGGAGCAGGCGGCGGGAGGGCGGAGUACCCUCGCCCCCUGCAGCCGGGCGCCGAGCGGGGCCUGCGUCCGAGGCCUUCCCCCCACUCCGAGCCCUCAUUGCAACUGCGGGAGGCACCGCCAGGAGCGGCCGCCGCCCGCGCAGGAAGAGGCGCCAUGGCUGCUGCCUUGGGAGGAGCAGAUGAUGACUUUGAUCAGUUUGAUAAGCCUGGUGCAGAAAGGUCUUGGAGAAGAAGAACUGGAGACGAUGACUGGGACAGUACAAUUUUUAUCCACUCUAAGGACAUGUCUAGGCUACAAACUUUUGCUGCCGCAAGUUACGUCGGCAUAAAGCUGCUAAAUGAACUUGAAGAUGAUUUGCUUGGAGAGGAUUUGCUUACUGGUAAAAAGAAUCAGUCAGACUUGUCAGAUGAAGAACUGAAUGAUGAUCUUCUACAGAGUGACAAUGAAGAUGAACAAAAUUUCAGUUCUCAAGGUGUCACAGUUAGUCUUAAUGCUACAUCUGGCAUGGUUACAUCAUAUGACUACUCUGAGAACGCUAAUGAUCAUUCGAUAGAACAUGAGUCGGAAUAUGACCAAGGGGAGGACGAAAUAGCUUAUGACAAAUCGGAUGAACCUGAAGUAUACUCUCAAGAGUACACAGGGGAAGGACAGUAUGAAGGCAAUGAUGCUGAGCUGACAGAAGACCAAAUAGAAUAUGUGGAAGAACAGGGAGAGGAAGAAAUUUACAAUGAUGAAGUGCUAGACCUUGAAAUCAAUGAACCUCUAGAUGAAUUUCCAGAUGAAGAUUAUAUACAGUCAUAUAAUGAACAACAAGGGAUGGAAGAACAGGAAGAAUAUGUAGCUGAAGAAGAAUUGGAGGAGGUUGCUGAUUCCCAAACACCUACAAAUGAAUCAGAAGAGGCAGCUAUUGAAACUCUGGAACUUCAGGAGGAAACAAAAGAAGAAUCUGAUGAAGAGGAGGAGGAGGAUGAAGAAUCUGGACGACUACGUUUCAAAACUGAACGAAAAGAAGGAACCAUCAUUAGGCUCUCAGACAUAACGAGAGAGAGGAGAAACAUUCCAGAAACUUUGGAACUCUCAGCAGAAGCCAAAGCAGCGUUAUUUGAAUUUGAAGAAAGGGAAAGACAGCUUAAACAGGGACGCUACGGCUCAAGGAGAGGAGGGAGGAGAGGAGGUUCCAUAAUGUGUCAUGGAAUGGGAGAACAAAGAAGAGACAACAAUGAAAGGGGAAGAAUGAAGGAUCACAGGCCUGCACUGCUGCCAACGCAGCCACCAACAGCGGGUCAUUCACAGAGGUUAAUUCCUCCUCACCAACAACAGCCUAUUAGGAGUCUGUUCCAGCAGCAACAGCUACAAACGCUGCUUCCUAUGCAGCAUCAACACCAUUCAUCUCCUCCUCCAGGACUACAUAUGCCACCCCAGAUAGAAACACCUGGAAUAAUGAUGACUCCACCUCCAGUGACACCCCAGCAACCGAAGAACAUACAUAUAAACCCACAUUUCAAAGGGACAGUAGUGACGCCUGUGCAAGUGCCCUUGUUGCCAGUCCCAACCCAGCCAAGACCUGCUGUAGGACCCCAGAGAUUUCCUGGCCCUCCAGACUUUCAGCAGCACCCUCCUGGACCUGUUCCUACCAACUUCACCCAAGCCCCAAGAAUCCCUCUACAGGACCAAUGGAGAGGCCCACCUCCACCACCUAUGCCUCCUCCUCCUCCGCCUCCUCCUCCUCCCCAGGAAAGAGACCCUUUCUUCAUGGGAGAUCCAAGAUUCCCAAGUCAUCAUAUGUUUGAGCAACGGAGUCCCCCACCUCCACCCCCUCCCCCACUCCUUAACAGUACCCAUCCUGUCCCUAACCAGAAUCCUCUGCCUUUCAAUCAACCUGGACCAGGAUAUAAUCAGCAAGGGCAGCAACCAGUAUUUCCCAGAGACAGACCAGUAAGACCAAACAUCCAGCCUCAGAAUCCUGCCGGAAUUCUUCACUUCAGCCAACCAGGUUCAGCAAAUCCACGGCCUUUCAUGCAACCCAGACAACAAUUCUUACAAAACCCAGGACAGCCAUUUCUAGCAACACAUACACAGCCCAAUAUGCAGGGUCCCUUGCACCCUCCUCUACCGCCUCAGCCUCACCAUCAGCAACAACAACACCAACACCACCAGCAGCAGCACCAACAGCAGCAGCAGCACCAGCAGCAUCAUCAGCAUCAGCAUCAACAUCAGCAUCACCAUCAUCUUGCUGGUCCACCACAGCCUUUGAUUCCCAUUACCCAACCACAAUUCAGACCUCAUUUGCAGACUUCACAGCAACAGGCAAAUAACAAUAGAAUGCAAUGUCAACAGCGGCAGGGUCCAAUGAAUCCAAGACAUAGUACACCAACACAGAACAUGGUCAAGCGUCCGAAUCAGCAGCUACAGUCAACUGCUUCAAGAAAUAGCAACUUGCGUGAAUUACCAAUAGCACCUUCGCAUGCUAUUGAGAUUAGUAACAACCGGCGAACCGCUGCACCUGCUGCGCAGGUGAAACCCAUUACCAGCACAACACCUGCUACAAGAUCGGUAGUAGGUGUUGGGAGCCCACAUGGAAGGACUGAAAUGAAAGCUAGAGCAGUCGUGCCAGUGGUCCAAACUAAAGUAGAAGUAAAAUCUGAACCAGAGUUUCCCGAUGAAGAUGAAGAAACCAGAUUAUACCGUUUGAAGAUAGAAGAACAGAAACGCCUAAGAGAAGAAAUUCUGAAACAGAAGGAGCUGAGACGGCAGCAGCAGGCAGGUGCUAGAAAGAGAGAGUUACUUGAAAGACUUGCACAACAGCAGCAACAGCCUCCUACUCAACAAUCUUUCACACAGCAGGAAGAGGAAUCAUCAGAGUUUCCCACCAAUGGAAACCCGUUUAUAGUCCAUCCUGGUGCACAGGCCAGGCAAAAUGUGAAAAAUAGACUUCUUGUUAAAAAGCAAGACAUGGUGGUUGCAAAUAUUCAGCCCAGACCCACAGAUUUCAUGCAAGAUGGGGCUAAUGUGCAUUUUCAAGGACAGCAAGUGAAAACAGUGAAGCCUUUGAGACAGACUAGAACAGUACCACAAAGUCAGCUUCAGCCAUCGCCAAAAGUAUUACAAACAAAACCUGCUGCAACUACAGCAUCGUUCACCCCAGGACAGACUGCUAGGGUGGCAUCGAUACAAGGAAGGCCUCAGGAACUGAAACCUGGUGUGAAAAGGACUGUCAUGCAACGGGCAAACAGUGGUAGUGGAGAUGGGCCCCAUGUCGGCACCAAAGUGAGGGUGAUUAAGUUGUCAGGAGGGCAGGAGGGGGAGAACGUUGGCUUUGUGCAGCCAGAGGGCCAGCCCCAACGCCUCCAACAACCUCCAGAACUGAGACAGCAGCCAGUGCGGAAGGUCACUUUGACAAAGGGACCACUCCAGCAGCAGCAACAGCAGCAGCAGGCUCAGAUACAUUCAACAGUUCCACAAGGAGUCAAAAACAUCCAAGGGAUUCAUCCAGCUAAAAAGGUCAUUAUGCAUGGGAGAGGCAGAGGAGUAGCAGGCCAGAUGGGCCGAGGACGCUUGAUGCCAAAUAAACAGAACCUGCGAGUGGUGGAGUGCAAACCUCAGCCCUGUGUUGUGUCAGUUGAAGGGCUUUCUUCAUCAACUACUGAUGUCCAACUGAAAAACCUGCUGAUGUCAGUAGGACCCAUUCAGAGUUUACAGAUGCUUCCUCAGCAACGGAAAGCCAUAGCGAAAUUUAAGGAACCCGCACAUGCAUUAGCAUUUCAGCAGAAAUUCCACAGGCAUAUGAUAGAUCUAUCCCACAUUAACGUGGCUUUGAUAGUUGAGUGAGCAUAGCUGAUAACGCUAAUAGAAGCAUACUGUGGAGCUACAUAGGGAGAAGAUACGAAGGCAAAACCAUCAGGAUCUGAAGUCUUUUCAGUUUACAGUCUUUCUUUAACUGCUCUGUAGAACUACAGAAAGUAACAAGAUUUCCUCAGGAUAAGCUGAACUUAAGAGGAUCUAGCAAAGUGGAGUUUUGUGUUCAAUUUCUUCACAUUCGGUUGUAACCCCAUGGAACUACAGAUUUUUUUUCAAAGUGCUUACAAUGCAUGUAGACAUUGUUCUUCAAGAUCGUACUGUGUGAUCACAGUGACUUGAGUUGAGAAAAAGAACACUUACAUUGAAAAAUUUAAAGUUUCUUCAUAGCAAAGAAUAUUUGAUAAUGGUUGCUCUUAUCUUCAGUGCAGGGUAUUUAAAUGAGAACUCACUUCUCUAAACAAAACACAUGUAUGUUGUUCCUCUGAGAAGAUAGAAGGUGCAUUCUUAUAUAGAUUAAGACGUGGCCUACUUGAUUUAUGAUGAUAUUCUGAAAGGCUUUGGAGGUGACACUGGAAGGCUGUAGUUUCUGUUUUUGUAAAUAUGUUAGAUCGGUUUUUGCAUCUUCUAGUCUGACACGUUCCCUCUUUACUCCCUCCCCCCUCGCUUUGUGAAAUGAAAACACGCUGUAGGAAUAACAUUGCUACAUUUUCCCCCAUAGUUUAAAACAAAGGAUCUCAAUCUUCACUUUUCAGUAGCAUAAUGGGGUAGUUUACUCCAAGUAGUAAUUUAUUACAGUUUAGAUUGUUUUUUAAAUGGGAUUGCAAGAUACGAGGAAAAAGUGAAACACUUAAGCUCAUUUUAAAAAUAGGGUGACACAGAGAAAGUGGUACAUUCCCAAUAGCGUUUCUUUGUGCCACUAUUGCAGAGUAUGCUUCCUCUUAAUCUUUGUCAAUUAGUAUUUUUCCUUGAAAUUUAGUUUGUGACUAAUGCUAAACCAUUUAAAAAAAAAAAAACAUCAUAGUAAAGGCAUUAGAAUUGUGACAUGGUGUUCCCCACAAAGAUGGGAUUAUGAGGAUGUUGUUACGCUGUGGGUGAAAUUGGCAGUUCUAAAAAUUAUGUACAAAUAUUAAAGGAGAUUGGAUUUUAUAGUUGGUAAAAUUCAUUAUACUUCCUUUGGGUUAGAACCAUCUGGAUGGCAUUUCCAAAGGAACACAUUUUCAGUUACUUUUGGACAAAUUUAGCAAAAUGCCAUUGUUUACAUCCGAUUGCAGGUUUUAUGAAACAUUUUCUUAGUUUUUAUUUGGUGGGGUUUUCCUUCAUUCUUUAUUUUUAGCAUAUACUUUUGAGUGCUGACCUACUUUUUGAAGUGGGCACCUACGGAAACUUCAUAGUCUUUGAGGAUACUCAAGUAACAGAAACAGAAAAAACACUAACAUGAUGUAGUGAAUCUGCAGGGGCUUGUGAAUGGGGUCUAAACAAGUGCCAGAAUAUGGAAGAAUGACAGUUUGAAGCAAAUUCGUUGCAGUAAACCUUAGCUUGUAUGUAAGAUUUAGUGGUGACAGAGUUCACAUAGGCUUUCUAAUUGGCUUUCUCACAGCAGAGUUUUUUGUACUGAUUUCCAAUAAAGUAGAAGUUACUAAAAAUUAAAUAAAUAGUGUCUAAAGUCUCCUAGGUAAAACUGCUUUCUUUUUCCACUGAAAUAAUAGGAGAAUAAUGUAGUGCAUUAACAUUAUUACAAUGGGAAAAUGAAAAUGUUUAAGGAAUAGUGGUUUCUAAAGCCAUUUGCAUCUUAGCAAAGCGUGUAUCUUAGCAGAUCACAGUAAGAUCAUUAGAAUAUUCACAUAUGAAAGUGGGUUUUCUCACAUUUGCAUAUCUCUAAAUCCUUACAUUUGGCACAGUGCAGCACAGUUGAUGUUCUCUGCUCAGGACAGAUCCAAGACUGGGAGUAGCAGAUGUGUCACAGGUAGAAAUGAGUUGGUGGGGCUGUAUGUGAAGGCUAGCAUGACACCUGACUUCCAUGGUGGUUGGUUCUCACUAGUACUCUUCCCUCCUCACGUCCACCAUUACUAAACCCCACAAAUAUUGUAUUUUUUAUUGUUAAAAAGGAAUGUUUACAUCUUAGAUGGGCCAUUAAAGGUGGUGACGUACCCACUGUUAAGGAACAGCUUCUCUGUGAGGGGAAGAUUGGAAAAACAUCCAGAAAAUAAAUGGGUCCGAGUGUCUGCCCAUGGAAGUAUGGGCCGGAUGUGACUACAAAUAGCUCAGUAGGGGGAGUCUGCAGCUGAUCAGCUGUUCUUGUAGAAGCAGAUGAUGAUGUUGGAAUAUGAGCUUUUUUGAGGCCUAAAGAAUAGGGGCCCUAUCCAAAACCUGAAGAAGUCAGUGGAAAGUCUCAUACUGACUUCAGUGGGUUUUGAAUCAGUCCCUAGGAGAGCAACAUUUUGCAACUACAGGAUUAAGAAUUUUUAGUCAGGGUUUUUUAAACUUUUCCCCACAUAACCAUCCUGUGGCAUUGAAAACAAAGAUAUGAGCAAUGUAUCCUUAAACUUACCAAAUAGAUUGGAGCGAUGUAAGCAUUGUUUAAUAAUUGUAUACAUCCCUCUUUAUAGACUUUUACUUUAGAUUACUGCUUGUGCAUAGAGUGCAGACAUAUUCGAUAGUGACUAUAGCUGCUUAUCACAGUAGCUGGGUAUCAUAUGGGAACUGUGAGUAUGUUCUGUAUGUAUGUAUGUCUAUAUGGAUACGAUUAUGUACAUACAUACGUCCUGUAUAUUACAACUCUUUUUAACAGGAUGAUCUUCAAAAAAGUACGGUAGUAACAACAACCAUUAGGUUUAGGCAUGCAUUAAAAAUGUUUCAAUAAAACAUAUCUUCAGUAAUAAACUCCUAACUUAAAACUGGAUUUACUGGCAAUGACUGAUUUGAACCAUAGCAUCACAGUUUGGUUCCAUUUGUUGUGGCUCCUCCCACAAAAGCAAAGGAAGUAGAGGUAAAAUUAGAAAACUGUUCUUUCCAUGUUCUCUUACAGCACUUCGUUAAAUCUGGCCAUCUUAAGUUAAUUUUCUUGGAAGAUCUGUUGCAACCAUUAUCUUGUUCUUUCUUUAUCAUGCAUUUAAAAUAAGAUGCAGAAUGCAAAAAUUGCAUUUAAUAUACAAUGUAAAUAUGGAACUUUUAAAAUUAAAAGAUGUUACUCAGAGUGCUUACAAUUCAACCACAUCUUAGCUACUUGUUAGUUUUUUUGUGUUGUCUUAUAUAAGUUUAAUGGACAUAGUUCCAUAAAUGUUGAUGUGUGUUUGUGUAUCUCUUCAAUUUUUUAUAAAGAUGCUAGUAAGUCAAUACAUAUAUCCUGAUCUGUGUAUUAUUUGUUCACAAGUUUCAGAGAAACUUAAAUUUAGUAAUGCUAUUUUAAAAGGGAAAUAUUGUAGGUGAUUAUGUGGAGCCAAAUAUAUAUUUUUUUCUUUUUCAGUAUCUUGUUUUGGUCUUGUGGCACUUCUAAGUUCAUUUUACUCUAUCAUCACAUCUUGGCUACUAGAUUGAUCUGGCCAUAUUAUGUGUGAAAUUAUAGAAGAAUGGUCUUAAUUUCUUUGAGGCCUUUGUCCUUAAAGGUUAAACGGAUUAUACAUUACACUAGAUCUUCACAUUCUCAUGUCGGACCAAGGUUUGGGUUUCUGGAAGGGUUCUUUAUGUUGUAUAAGUACAAAGAGGUCGGUCUAAAGAUAUUGUUCUCAAAGAUUGGGAGCUUGGGGUUAUUUUAGUUUUUGUUGUUCAACACGUAAUUCAAGUUGGUCAUGUUAACAUUUUAUUCUUUUCACAAUCUCAGAGAGCAGGGUGGCACGUUGUGUAUGAUGAAAAGAAACCAUUAAACAGAAUUGAGGAGCUUGGUUAAAAUCCUAUCGAUAGGGAGAGGCAGAAGUGCAGACCUAUAGAAUCUUCAUAAAUACAGGAAUUGCUACAAAAUGUUUUAUAAAUUAUAGUGACCGAUUUUUUUAAUUUAGCAGGCUGAUGUGGGCCAAGAAUGACUGAUUCAUCUCCAAUGUAACUGGACAAAAGAUUAUGAUGAUAUUUAUAAAUAUUGAAGUCAAAUCUACAGAAUAUAAGACAAAAAUACAUCUUCAGACGAAUAGGUUUAAUUCCCAUUUGGGGAUUGGUUCUGAAAACUCACUUUUAAUUUUCACAGCCCUGCUUAAGGCCCUUUUAGUAAGUAAACUACCAGAUCUUCAUUGGGCAUCUUAAUUCCUUUCAUAGUUGGAUUCCAUUGCAAAGAUUUAGUCUGAAGAACUUUUACAAAAGUGUAGGUAUUCUCAGCAUGCCUGUGUAUUACUACAUUUAUUACCUUACACGUAUAAUAAAUACAUUAUAGCAACUAAUUUUGACUACUUUGGGGGAUAAAUAAGAGCAUUUUAUUUGGUCCUGAAUUUUUUUUUUUUUUUUUUUUUGAAUGUUUAUACCAUAAAGUAUCUUCAAUCUGGUCAGUUUUAAAAGUUUUGCCCCUUCUAAGACGAUGCUGUGGGCACUUCCUAGAAUUAGCAGAAGUAGCUGUGGGUGUUGCCUUUAUCCAUAGUUUGACUUUUCUGGAUAUAUCCUAGAUUUGUGCUCCACCAUACUCCUAUAGAUGUUGUAUUGUCCUCCCCAUUAGCACUGCAAUAUUCUAUGUAUGUUUCUACCCCCAGGAUAUGCUUCUGGCUUCACAUACUCACUGUUAGACAGGAUUUUUAGUUUUGGUCCUCUAGGUGUAACUUUUUUCUUUUUAGCAAUUUUUGGUACUUUGAUUUUUCUAGCAGCAGUGUUGGAUGAAAAAUAAAAGUGGGGGAAAGAGGCACUAGACAGAUAAAGAAAGUCCACUAGAUUAUGAGAGGAAUAAAUCAUUAGGGUAAUUUAAGGCUCUUGUUUCAAUGUUACCUUUAAACUGGCUUUAAUUCUGAAAUGUUACUUAACACCAUUCUUUAAAUAUGAAUCAAUUCAACAGUUUUAAUACUAGAAGUAUUUUAUCUUAAGUUAGUAUUAAAUCCUAAGGAUUUUAUGUAAGGUUUUUUGUAACCUAGUUAAUUUUAUCAUAAAAAUUGCCUACAUUUUAACUUCUUAUCCACAUGAGCGCAAGGUCUUGUGUACAAAAACACUGAUUCAUAUUGGAUCCUCACGUAUACCAUCUUCUGGUAUAAUAUGGUUGGGAAGGAUCAUUUGUUUUAUUCUUUAGCACUACCUUUUGCAGGGUUUUGUUUUUUUUUUUUUAAAUCUUCAGUUUCUAUUUCUGUGCUUAUUUUGGUGGGAAGUACAUUGUCUUUUGCACUGUGUAAAACUUAAUGGGAAGGCUAAUUUCACUGGGUCUGUAAGCACUUGCAUUGCUUUCUCACUUCUCAAGUUGGACAUUUUAUUUUUCUAACUCUAAAUGGAAAGGGGUCAUUGUACAUAUUAAUUUCUCAACAGGUUUACAUCAAGGAUUUUUAAUUUAACAGCAUCCCAGUUAAUUGAGCUUACACCAUUUUAAAAUUUAUUACAGAUUAAAUGUAGGGUUUUUAAAAAACAGCCCCGUGUACAGUUACAUAAAAUAUAUUAUGGCUGAAAUAGUAUCUGUGAUUAUAUGGAAAAUCACUGUGAAAUGAAGGAUUUUACUGCUAUUUUUACCUUUUUUUUUUAAAUGCAUUUCAUAGUUCAGGCUUUUCAUUGUGCAUAGUAAUUUUUCUAGUGUCUGACAGGUUUACUUUGCAUAAACAGAAAUAAAACUACUUAUUUUCAAUAAUGAAAAUUUUUUGCAGGACCACUUUGCAGGAGAUGGGAGUUUUUCAGUAAUUUUAACUUUCAAAUUAAUACACAUUUUCAUUUACAGAUUCAGCAAAGACAAGACUAAUGAAUUUAUUUACAGUUGAUCAUCUGUCUCUAAUGGACCAUAUAAUUCAUACUCUUAAGAAGAUACACCAUUAAAACAAGUCAUAACACUUUAUUUUUUUACAAAGUUAUCCCUAGUCACCUUGGUUCUCCUCACCCUUUCUCUGUCCCCUUCCUAUUUCCCCUCACUCCUAGUUCACCUACAAGAAUGUUAAUUCUUUACUGCUGUCUUUUCCUUGAUGUUCUUCUCAUCUCUGUCCAAAACUUUCUCUUUCUGCCUGUCUGACAGUUGUAGUACCCAUCUCUCAGAAUCCUUCUCUAUUCCAGUUCCCUAAUACAAUGUUUUGGUCGCCUGUAUUGAAAGUAAAUUAUACUGCUGCGUCUUUCCUACAGAUGUUAGUUGUAAAUGUUUGAACAUAAACAGCUGCCACCCAAAGGAGGGGUCAUUUUUUAGAGGUUUCACACUUUAGGAUGUGUUGAACAUUCCAAAGAUGUGGAGAAAAUAUUACUUAACCAUUUUGUUUCACAGCUCUUUUCCACUUAGGGGAGUGACAGCCAUUUCCAGAUAUGCUCUAGCUUCUGUGGCAUACCAGGAGAUUUAAGACUAAUUACUAACUUUUUUCCUACCCUUUACUUUUGCAGGAGUUCUAUUCUUGAAUUCAGUGAUAGUAAUAGUACUUUAUCAUUGCCACUUAGAAGUAAUGAGCACCUGUCAACACAAUUCUACCUCUAUUACUAUUACUGAAUGUGAUCCUUCCUAACCUAUAAACUCUUAAGUGCUGGAUAUUGGGUAUAUUGAAACUCUAAUUUAAAAUGUACUGUUCUAAUCUGGAUUAUGAAGCUUGUGUUUAUUAGGAGUUCAGAAUAUAAAUUCAAGAGGCGACUGUAUCAUGAUACUGACUCACUGUGGGUUCAUCUGCUUCAUGUUUUCUACUGCAUCCUCUACACACAUUAUUUUACUUCUCAUUUCUUAAGUGUUAUAUGCCUGAUUAUACCAAGUCCUUCCAUUUGCAUUAGAUACCUUUCCGUGGAAUAUGCUAGGUGUGAAUGUAAAAAUGAAAACACAGAAAUAAUGUACAAGUUCCUUGUAUGUGAUUCCAUACUUCAAAUGUCAGUAUGUAUUUAAGUGUAUUUAUUGUAACUAAAUUGUGUCAAUAAAAUAUUUUUUCCUUUU